GGCUCCUUCGCCAUUCGCAAGUCCUCCCUCCUGGUCGGAGACAUCCUCGGCCAAGGCUCCUCUGGUGAGGUUAGGAGUGCCCUCUACAACGGAACCGUCGUCGCCGUCAAGACCCUGUGCUCCAAGCUCGACGUCCAUUCCGAGGAGGGCAAGGACCUGCUCAAGGAGAUCGGCAUGAUGAGCCACGCGUUCCGGCACAAGAACGUCGUGGACUUUCACGGCAUCUACGAGCAUGACGGGCUGCCUUGGCUGGUGAUGGAACUGAUGCCCGGGGGGAGCCUGGAGCAGUACUACGAGGCCAAGAAGCACUCUCGACGCGACGGACGCUGGCAGCCCAAGACGAGGAGGGCGGUGGCAUGGGUGGAGGACAUCCUGAGCGCGCUGGCGUACUUGCACUCUCAGAAGCCGCCGGUCAUCCACCGAGACAUCAAGCCGGCCAACAUGCUGCUGACGGGGGACGGGAGGACGGUCAAGAUCGGGGACUUCGGGCUUAGUCGCAUGUGUCCGCACGCCUCGUCAUACGACUUGACGGGGACGACGGGGACGUACCGGUACAUGGCGCCUGAGAUCUUCCGGGAAGAGGCUCGGUACACGUCGGCGGUGGACGUGUACUCGUUCUCCCUGGUGAUGUGGUUCAUCUUCGCUGGCGACCAUCCAUUUUGUAAUAUCGACGGCUACAUGAUAGCGAGGAUGGCAGCAACGCACAAUUUUCGUCCUGCUGUGCCGAGCGAUCGGACGAUGCCUCGGGAGCUACAGGAGGUGAUGAAGCGGUCAUGGGCGGAGAGGGCGGAGGAUCGGCCGAGGGCGGAGGAGCUACUG
This is a messenger RNA of Guillardia theta CCMP2712, 819 nucleotides long. RefSeq lists its product as hypothetical. The transcript has 2 exons. Gene Ontology annotation, biological process: protein phosphorylation. Lineage: Eukaryota; Cryptophyceae; Pyrenomonadales; Geminigeraceae. Gene Ontology annotation, molecular function: ATP binding; protein kinase activity. The annotation marks the transcript as partial. The record is from RefSeq and is a predicted model, not a curated record.